UUUCGCAAAUCUCGGAAGUCUUCAAUCCAAUCAGAGGAUUUUGCCGCUGGGCUGUCAAAAUUGUGUUCCUGAGUCACUUCCUUGUUUAUCAAACAAUUGUCCGUUAAUUGCAAUUAUGGAUACAAUUUCCGCUGCAUAUUUUGCAUCUAUAAAUCCCCUUACACGUAAAAUUGUUCAGGAAACGCAAAUGGUCAAAUCACUCUUCUCUGAAAAAUGGGAAACUUUUGAUGAAAAAAGACAAGAUCACAUUCUUGAUGAUUAUUUUGUCCAUCCAGAUGUUCGCGAGAGAUAUAAAGAUUGUGGUAAAGGGGACAAUUACCCAAUAUCUUAUCCAGUCCUCAAGGUUCAGAUGGGGGAAAAGAUUGUUGUUGAUGAAACAAAUGAUUUUUGGACAUGGCAAGAUGAAUUUUCUGGACCAUUUUCUUGGAAAACUAAGAGUCAACAAGAUCUUACCUUAUUAGACCUGGAACCAGAGCAGAUGACAAGACAAUCCAAAACAAGAAGACGAAGCUCCAGAGAUUUGUCCGAGGAAGCAUCACGAGAAGCCCCAAAAGAAUUUGAAGUAAUGGAACCAGGAAAAAGUUUGUGGAACUCUGAAUUCAAAAACCUAAAAGAUGUUGUCUUAACCAAAGCACACAAUGAAAAGGCUGAUAUCGAAAAUCUCCUACCUCAGAAAAAAUUAAACACAAAGAAUGAUAAUUCGCCAGAAGAAAUUAAUUAUGCAUUUAAUAGAGAUAGCUUUAUUGAAACUGAUGAACAAAAAGGUGGAAAUGGUAAAACAGAUUCAAGUUACUAUUCAAAUUACACCGAAAAGAGACCUGCAGAACAAGCAAUAGCAUCAAAUGGAUCUGUUUCUAAAAGAAAACAUGAUAUUGAAAUGUCUGUAUUUGAAAAUCCAAUGAUUUCACAUGUGGUUGAGGACGAGGAUAGCUUAAGUAGUGCAACCACUUCGCCAUCACAUCGGCCUUUAUUGAAAGGUUUUAAUGCUGAUGGGUCUCCUUCAAGAAAACCAUUAUUGAAAGGAGACAGCCAGGAAAGUUAUAGUUCUGGAAAAUCUCAGUUGUACGAACCGCCAGCACAAAGUAUUGAUCAUGAAGACAGAUUGGAUGGUAGAACAAACGACAAGUCGCAUCUAGUUUCUAAUGUGGAUUAUGAAGAUACUGAAUUGAUAGCAGUAGAUAUGAACAAGGGCUCAUACUCACUAAAUGAUUCACAUGGUUCCAUGAGUUCACUUAAUCUUCAAAAGACUGGAUUUGAUUUUCUUGACGAAUGGUAGAAGGACACUCCCUUAGAAAAACAAAGGAGAAGGAUCAGAAAUGUUAUGAUUGAAAAAAAUCUAUAUUAUUGUGAUAUUUGCAACUGGUCAAACUUUGCAUGUUUUUACUCUGUUAUCUUACAGAGAAGAAAUUAUUACACCUUACACAUUGUUUUAACUGUUCAGAUAUAUUGUGUAAUUUGAAAAAAGAGAACGUAAAAAAAAAUGUGAUGGCAUGAGAAAUUAAUUGCUGUAUGAGAAUUUCACCAGAGUUUCAUUGGCAAUUUUACAUUUUUCAUGUUCAUUUACCAAAAAUUAAGAGGUAAUAUUUUACCACUUGUGUUCAGCCAAAUAGUAGUUUAUAAUUAGUUAGCAUUUUUAAAAUAACAAUAACUGGUUAGAAUGAAGCUUCAUUUUUAUUUCGAGGGGGUCCAGUUGUUUUAGUAGUUCAUCUACAGUAAUCACUAGCCUCUCUACUCUGAGGUUGUGUGUUCAAAACCCCUGUAAAAUAAGCUAAUACAUUGUAGAUUUCAAAAUUAUAUUACGGUAUAUUGAUGUUUGACAAGGAUUUGCAUAAAAUGAUGGGCAGACUGCAAUUAACUUUAAACUGGAAUUUUAUAUCCAAAAAAAGAACAUUCAUGACUGCACAUGCGCUCCAUUACAAUGUUACAACAAUGCAUAUAUAGGCAUAUUUAAAAAAAAUAAACAAGAAGCUUGAUUUACUUAUAAGUUUCAUUAAAUGUAGUUAUAAGAAUGAAAUAAUUAUUUGAUUGUAAAAGUGUUGAUUGUAUAAACACUUUUUGGUAUGAAUAGCAGUUGAUGAUUUUACACCCAAACAAAUAUGCAAAAAGAAGCAUUAAGUUUACUAGACAUAUUUAAAAAUCUUCCCAUCUUUAAUCUCAGUACAUAUUUUCUUGUCGCAAUAAUCUUGGUGGUAUUAUCUUAAUAUAUUUUAUUGUUUAUUAUUGAAUGUUUUUAGUUCGAGUACCCAAAUUUUAAAGUUGUGCUUGUAAAAUCAAAUUUGUAGGUAUUUUCCAAUGCAAUGGUAAUUAUUCUAAAUGAAAAGAAUUUUAUUUGAAUACCUAGCAAGAACUAUUCUCAUGGUAUUUUGUGAAGUAUUGGAUUAAUACGUAUACAUAGAAUGAUAUAUUUAUUUAUUUACAUGUAUAUUAAAAUUGUACUCUUUGUUGAUGUUUAUUUUUGUUAAAGAGGAAAGUUGUAGUGGAGGGGUUACUUGUUAUCUGCAUCUCAAUGAACAAACCACUAGGCCAGUUUAAAUCAAAUGUUAAGUGUGCAAUUACAUAGAUGAUGUGUUUUUUUAUAUAUCAAAUAUUUUUCAUGUAAUUUAUAGGUUGUAUAUUUGUUUAUUAUUUUUAUACAUGUAGUUUGUUAUUAUGUCUCAGUAUAUAUACACAAUAAAUAUUUCAAUAAACAUAAACUUAAA
Messenger RNA from Mytilus trossulus (common blue mussel), 2699 nucleotides. RefSeq lists its product as uncharacterized. Bases 116 to 1276 code for a protein of 386 amino acids. The transcript is spliced from 5 exons. The record is from RefSeq and is a predicted model, not a curated record. NCBI's taxonomy places the organism in Eukaryota, Metazoa, Mollusca, Bivalvia, Mytilida, Mytilidae.